AUGUUGUUUGUAUGGUGGCUUGUGGCCCUAGUUGCCUGCUACCUGGGUCUGCGAGUCGUCGAGGUCAACGAUAAGAACUUCGAGGAAGUGGUGCUCAAUUCCCCCGACCAUGUCCUCGUCGACUUCUACGCCGACUGGUGUCGCCACUGCAAGAAGCUUGCUCCAGAGAUCGACAAGGUGGCCGAUAUGUUUGCCGAACACGACAAUGUGGUGAUUGCGAAAGUGAACGGUGACAAGGACGGCAAACGGUGGGCGAAGAAGUACGUUAAGCUCGGCUACCCCACCGUGUUGUACGUUGGUCCCAACAACAAGGAAUCGAUUGAAUUUGAAGGCGAUAGAGUGGCUCAGCUGUUGAGUAACUUUGUCCAACAACUCUCGGGUAUUCGUCUUGGCGACGUUGAGCCCCAGGCGCCGGUGGCCGAGGAUGACUCUAUUGAAAUCGAUGUGAAGGGUGCCGACGACGAUGCCGAAGCUCACGAAGUGGUUGAACUUGAUGAUCUUACGUUUAACGACUUUGUUGAAGGUAAAAACCUGGUGGUGUUGUUUUCCGCUGGGUGGUGUAAGCUGUGUGACCAGUUCUACCCCGUGUGGAACUCACUCACACAAGUGUACCGCAACGAACCCGUCCAAUUCGGCAAAGUGGACAUGGAACUGCCCCGGAUCCGUUUGCUUCGGGAGAAGUUCACCAUUGAUAAGAUUCCUUCGGUGGUAUUUAUGGGGUCUUGGGGAGCCAGUGUUUACAACGGCAAGCGCGAGUUGGGGCUGCUUGUAGACACCGUCAACGAAGCGUUUGGGUUGCACCGUGAUGUUCUGGGUGAACUCAAGGACGGGGCUGGGGUCGUUGAAGAAUGGUCUAACUUGUUGUCCGAGGGUAAGUUGGCUGAAUUGUUGGAGGCAACCAAAGGUGACAUGUCGUUCCUGGCAAGAUACUACCGGGUGCUUGCCACUGCCAAGUACAACGGGAAAACGUUCAAGAGUGAAUUGAACCGAGUGUCACUGGUGCUUGAAAACAAUAAAGAUAAGAUCAAGCCGGCUUUGGCGGAGUCGUUGCUCCGUCGUCGGAACAUUUUGCAAUCCCUCAAAUGCAAGUGUAUGAGUGAGUAG
This is a messenger RNA of Diutina rugosa, 1104 nucleotides long. RefSeq lists its product as uncharacterized. Gene Ontology annotation, molecular function: protein disulfide isomerase activity. The record is from RefSeq and is a predicted model, not a curated record. The transcript has a single exon. NCBI's taxonomy places the organism in Eukaryota, Fungi, Ascomycota, Pichiomycetes, Serinales, Debaryomycetaceae. The coding region runs from base 1 to 1104 and encodes 367 amino acids. Gene Ontology annotation, cellular component: endoplasmic reticulum. Gene Ontology annotation, biological process: protein folding.